This is a messenger RNA of Amyelois transitella, 5640 nucleotides long. RefSeq names its product homeobox protein homothorax (gene hth). Gene Ontology annotation, biological process: embryonic pattern specification; animal organ morphogenesis; positive regulation of transcription by RNA polymerase II. The transcript has 14 exons. The record is from RefSeq and is a predicted model, not a curated record. Gene Ontology annotation, molecular function: DNA-binding transcription activator activity, RNA polymerase II-specific; RNA polymerase II cis-regulatory region sequence-specific DNA binding. Bases 278 to 1573 code for a protein of 431 amino acids. Lineage: Eukaryota; Metazoa; Arthropoda; Insecta; Lepidoptera; Pyralidae.
GCUCGGCCCGCGCCAGUGUCCGCCAGACUGCCGAGCGCGUCGGGCCUCCCGCUUCCCCGCGCCUCGCUCGGCUCGUCGCGUUCCGUUUUCGAACAACAAAACCUUAGAACAACCGCCGCGAGUGCAUUAUGACACUAGUGAGCUAGCGGACCGCUGUGACGGUGUCGGUCGAUGUGUAUGUGUUCACGUGCUUGUGUGUUGUGUUAGGUUGGGCCCGUGACGAAAAACGUUCGUGGUGGCCAGCGGAGCCCUGCACCCGGGCUCGGGCCGAGCUUUCAUGGCUCAGCCUAGGUACGACGAAAGCCUCCACGGAGGAGGCUACAUGGAGGGAGGCGCGAUGUACCACGAACACAGACUAACGCACCCCCACCUCCCUCCGGUGCACUACCCCCCUCCGGCUGCGCCCGCGCACGCGUUGCCCGGGGAGCCCCUAGUCCACAAAAGGGAUAAGGAUGCAAUAUACGGGCACCCCCUGUUCCCGCUGCUGGCGCUGAUCUUCGAGAAGUGCGAGCUGGCGACCUGCACCCCCCGGGACCCUGGCGUGGCGGGCGGCGACGUCUGCUCAUCAGAGUCCUUCAAUGAGGACAUAGCUGUCUUCAGUAAACAGAUACGUCAAGAGAAACCUUAUUAUAUAGCUGACCCCGAGGUCGACUCAUUAAUGGUGCAAGCAAUACAAGUCCUACGGUUUCACCUAUUAGAAUUAGAAAAAGUGCACGAGCUGUGCGACAACUUCUGCCACCGCUACAUCAGCUGCCUGAAAGGCAAGAUGCCCAUCGACUUGGUGAUCGAUGAGCGGGAGUCAGCGCGGCCGCCCGACGCCAACGGCGAGCCCCGCUCCGCCCCCGACAGCAGCCACGAUGGCGCCUCCACCCCCGACGUUCGGCCGCCUUCCUCAUCACUGUCUUACGGUGGAGCGGUGAACGAUGACGUUCGCUCCCCGGGCUCCGGAGGGACCCCGGGACCCCUCAGUCAGCCGCCACCACAGACCCUCGACGCGACCGAUCCAGAUGCGAUGGGCAAAUGGUGCCCGUCGCGGCGUGAGUGGUCGUCGCCGCCGGACGUGGCGCGGCGGGUUUACUCCUCAGUGUUUCUGGGCAGCCCCGGUGAGUACCCAGGCGACGCUAGCAACGCGAGUAUCGGUUCCGGGGAGGGGACCGGGGAGGAGGACGACGACACGAACGGAAAAAAGAACCAAAAGAAGAGAGGGAUCUUCCCUAAGGUAGCGACGAAUAUCCUCCGGGCGUGGCUGUUUCAGCACUUAACGCAUCCGUACCCGUCGGAAGACCAGAAGAAGCAAUUAGCGCAGGAUACAGGGUUAACGAUACUACAAGUAAAUAAUUGGUUUAUCAACGCGAGACGUAGGAUAGUGCAACCCAUGAUAGACCAGUCAAAUAGAGCAGUGUUCUACCCUGCAGUGUUCCCGCAUGCUGGGCCGAGCGGCGCGUACAGUCCCGAAGCCACUAUGGGCUACAUGAUGGACGGCCAGCAGAUGAUGCACAGGCCACCCACGGACCCUGCCUUCCACCAGGGCUACGCGCAUUACCCCGCAGAAUACUACGGGCACCAUCUCUAAUGCCACCUGCAAUGUUAAUGUAAAUAUAUGAAUAACAGAAAGAGCGUAAGGCGGCUACUGCGCAGGGAGCCGUGACGCGACGCGACGCGACACAACACGACACGACGCUGUCGCAACAGCGCGGCGCGACGCGACGCGACAACAGGAGAACGAUGCUACACUGUACAUAAAACGAUACCUUUUGUAAUAUUUGAAACAGUAUACGAUCUCCUAACGUAAGGUUAAAGUCAAAUUUAAUGUUUAAUUACUGUAAAUGUUAAUUUACGCCACUGGUCUUGUAACAUAACGGUGCAAUCACCUUUAUAAAUAAUGCGGUUAUAUCACUCAGAAACAAUAGGAACAAGUUGAUGAAUGUAACAAUAAAAUGGUUUGAUAGUUAUCGUAUAUUUAUAGCUAAUUGUGUAUUGUUAUUACGUAAAUAUAAAUAAAUAAUUGAAUAGUUGUAAGUUGUAACUAUCAGUGGAAGUACUUGGGUCGCCGGACGGUAGAUGGGGAAUUGUAAAGGAUGUAUAAGUUAUUUUUGGUAUGGUUUUUCUUUGGUGAAGUAGCGGCGGGAGCAAUGCGCGGGCGCAGGGUAACAAAUAACAUUAUCACGUGUUUUAUUUAAGGUUGAUGGACAAUCUAAAAUUUAGACCUGUUUUUGAUUCUAGACAGACAUAAAUUACUUUUACGUAGGAAUAGUUUAUCUGAAAGAAUGGGCUUUAUUUAAAAAGUGUGGAUAUAAAAAACAAGAUAAUUAAUUAAUUUACUUGUUUAUUGCGUAAAUAUUGCGUGGAUAUUUUUAAUUGAAACCUGAUUUCUCAGAAUCCGCCCCGCCCGCGCCCGCCUAUGCCCCCGCUGCCGCUCAUAUCUUGCGACACGCCAAGUUGCGUCAAUCACAACUUAGUAUACUUACUUUGGUAGAAUGUGUUGCGUCUGUUACCUUUCUCACCAUCAUUAAGCUCAAAUUGUACUUCUAUCGUCAAUUUUGAUGUUGAAUUGUGAUUGUUGUAGGCUAGGAAGAAUUCGAUUGCGUACGUAAAAAAAAAUAAUGUUUUAAAAAAAGAGUAAUCAAAACGCCCGUUAACAGUUUUGUUUAAUUGAAUCGCAACGUUAAAUGUAUAGUUAUGACAAUCACAAUACAAUCAUAUUUCAUUGUCCGUACACUAGUUUCGUAAUUUUUGCGUUACAGGUGAAAUAACAUAUCUUGAUAUAUAUAUUUAUUAUAAUAAUGAUAUUGUGAAUUGAAUAUCAUCGUUUCACCUUGCCUUGGUGUUCACUAAUGUAGCACAAUUUGUAACCGAUGUAUACGACGACAAAAAUGAUAUUUUACAAUGUUAAAAAGAGAUUUUUAGGUCUAUUUUGUCUUGUAUAAUACCUGACAUUUGCCUUCUAUGUUACCAGGAGACCAUGAAGUUUUAUUGUUCAUGCGUGUGAAGAGGCUUACGGAUUGAACGUGAUGCUGGCUGUAUUGCGCUUUUGAAUAUCGAACAUUGAAAAAAGAAAUUGAUGGCAUGGCUACAUAAUUUAUUUGUUAGUUGCCUACACUUGAAGCAAUUGGCUUUAAGUUUUGAACGUUCGAUAUUUAAAAAACACUAUGUCUAAGCGCAGGACUUGCCAGCGUUCACUUUGUUCGAUCAAUUGAACUUAUGUAUGACCAAUUAUUUUUACUAGUAGUUGAACUAUUUGGAAAAUAAAAACAGGUAGAUAAUAUUUAAUUCAAAAUUACUACAUCUAAAGUAUGUAAUAGUUUUCAAUUUGAUAGAAUCAUUGUUAUUUUCAUCGAUUCGCCAGCCUCUGCGUCGCACUACAUAUUAAAUAGUGACAAAGUCGUGUGAUUUUGUGACUGAUAAGAAUUGUGAGCUUCUCUUAGAUUACAAACGUUUUUUUUUUAACUGUUCCGUGGACGAAAUUUGAGAUACGAUUAAAUUACAAUUUACAGUGAUAUAGGUGUUUAAAUAUAAAGUCCGUUCCAAUUUAUUGUGGGAAAGCGGAAUGUUCAGUUUUCAGUAAAUCUUUUGUGAGGGUAUUAUCAUCGUGAAAAUUUUAGCUGAGCAUUAAGUCGCUUAUCCUAAAAAUAAGACACCGUUUUUCCACAAUUUUUGCAAUGGACCAAAACUUGCGUACCACGGAACGCAUCUAUGUUUCAAAUCAUGAGAAUACGUUAAGUAAUGCUUUGCAUUACAGCCUUAUGCCAUGUAUACGAACGGGAGCUAUAAAUGUCGAAGCCUAGUUACGGUUAACUUCGGAAAUAUCCGGAAACAAGCUUUAUACUAGGGUAAAUGAACCACCAUUGUAUUUUAAAUCAAGCGUGACACACGUUUUUGAGAGGCGACGCACAGUGGACUUAAUGUGAACUAAAAUUGUUAAGAAAAUUCGAAUUUAGAAUAUUUAAAAUUGUGCGUACAAAAGAGGUGCCGACUAAUAUUUUUUUUAUCUGUGCCACAUGUCGGCCAAAAAGUUUUUUUUAUUCUAUUUCAGCACGCACUGCGCAAAAUAAAUUUUUGCGUUUUCUGUUUUAUUUCGCGCACAUUCUAGACAAAUAGCGAUGCUUUAAUUAAAAUUGAGAAGUAAUGGCGCCACGCGCCGCCUCCCGAAAACACACUGUGUCAAUUUUAGUGUCUCAUAUUAGAAGGUUUGUUAACUUUUGUAAAUAUUCUUAUCGUAAAAAUUACAUCGCCAUUUUACUUUGUAUAAACCGUUUCGUUUCCACUUAGGUUUCAGUAUUAAGGCUUGCGUGUCAGUGGCGCCCUCUGAACGAAAACUCUUAUAAUCUAAGACGAAAACGUAUAAAAGUUUUUGAGUAAUAUUAUGUGUUGUCCUUGAAAUGAUGUAUAAAUUACACGAGGGUUAUUGGCUUACUUGAUACUUACUUGCACCAUCCGAUGAGGAGUUACAGAACAUGGUAACAAUAAUGAAUGAUGCAAUUGAAUGUAAGUUAUGGAAGUUAUUGUGAAUAAGACUAAGGUGGUGGUUUUUAAAAAGUAUAACAGUAUGUAAUAUUAGUAUAAAUGGAGAAAGAGUGCAGCAAGUGAAUGAAUUUGUGUAUUUAGGCUGCAUGUUCACAAGGUAUGGCAAGAACGAGGGAGUUUUAGAGAGAAGAGUGGCUGCGAGAAAUAAAGUAAAUGAGGCAUUACCUUUAUACCGAAUAGCAGGACAUUACCUUUAUACCGAAUAGCAGGAGGGUAUCAAAAAAGCCGACUUCAUCAUGGAAUUAAUGCCCAGACUUAUGUAUGGGAGAGAGUUGGGUAUGGCAGAAAGAGUGAACGCAUUUGAAAUGAGAGGUUUAAGAAGUAUGUGUGGUGUUUAAAAGGGAUUAGAAAUAUCGAUGUAAAAGAAAUAUGAGUGGAAGAGAAUGUGAGAUGUGAAUGACGUGUGAAGUGACGAUGGGAAGAGUAUGUUGAGAUGGUUUGGACAUGUCGAGAGAAUGGAUGAGGACAGACUAACGAAAGGAAUUCAUGGGGUAGAGCUGACUGUGAAAGUGGUCCAGGGCCACCCUGGUCGAACUUUCAAGGACGAAAUUUAGAAUGUGUUAAAAAAGGGAGAUGUUAGGAGUACCCGUAAUCGUCGAAUAUGCAUGAAAAGAAUAAUGAGCGUGGAGGAAGUGGGAACGGUCUGUAAAGAUCGUAGCAAAAAAAAAUCCAUAGACUCUGCGUACCCCAAUGAGAGACAGGCGUGAUGGUAUGUAUGUAUGUAUGUACCAUUGACACGUAAGUCACCUUUUCACGAUUUUCGAACAUUUCUUCCACAAAACCAGCCUUUGUUGAUAUUUCACAUUUAUUAUUGUUAUUUGCAUUGCGUGUAAUAUAUUUUUAUUAAGAGAAAAAUCUUAAAUAGUAGUUGUUAGGUAUUAAUGUAUUAAUUGAAGAAUUUUAUUUUGAUUUUUCUCUUUAUUAUAUAUGUAUAUGUACAUUAUAUAUAAUGAUUUGAAAGUCAUCAAGUUAUUGUAAAUAUAGUAUACUAAAAGAACAUUGAGCGUCUGUCAGCGAGACUUUUCAAUUAUUCAGUGGUUGGAGACGGAAAAGUUAAUUAUAUAUUUGUAUUGUAUAAUUUUGGCGAGGUACAUAUUAUUAUAAAUAUAAAGUAUA